AUGGAGCCAACCCCCCCUCCAGAAGACGUGGAUAUGGACUUCUUUGCAGAUGAUAGCUCUAUCUCUUACGCACCACCCGCUCACCUGGCUGAACGCUUCUACCGCAAGUCUAACAGUCGUCGAAAAUCUUCUGCACACUCCUCACGCCGAAAUUCGCUGUCGUCGCGACACUCCCAUCAGUCUGCCCUUUCCGCACAUGGCGGACCCUUUAGUACCCAUGUGGCACAGCAUCUUCGACGGGCAUCUAUAAUUGAAAGCAGGAAGGCCCGAUUAGCGGAUCGUGCCGCGCAUGCCGAACGCGUACGACUUCGAGCAGCUCUUGCCAAAGCCACCCCACGACCAUCCUAUCGUGAAGAGAGAGCCUUGGCUGCGCAGGCUACAAGGGAAAGGCUCCUAGCGGGAGUAGCAGCAAAGUGUGAAGAAGAGGUUCGGCGAGUCAAAAAAGUUGCCGAGGAGACCAGGGAGAAGAAAGCUGCCGAGCAAACUCGGCUGAAAGAGGAAAUGGCGGAAAAAUUUGCUGAAGCCGCAAGAAGAAGGUCAGCAUAUCAGCAAAGCUUACGACGGCCUCGAACCGCUUCGUUGCCUGCUGCCGAGGAGCCGGGGACAAACAAAGCUGAGUUCAAGACCUUCAACGAGGAUCUGGCCGCGGAAACCAUACAGAGAUCAUGGCGCAGCCGCCAGCGCAACAGAGGGAUUGCAGACUUCAAGGCUUUAGAUCUGACGCUUGAUCGAGUCAAGAAAAUGGCCUUUGAGGAUGUCGGCACACUUCUAUCGCAAGACAGCAUACUUGAUGCUACUGCUCGAGCACUUCAGGCACUGAAAUUGCUGCAGCUUGGAGGAGAGAGUGCAGGCGACCGAGGCUCUGUACGAAUCUUCCUUAGCAUCUUUCUGAUCCUAGGUCAUCCUACCCAAACCUUGAGCUUUGGUGGGAAAGAUGCUCAAGAACAGGAUUUGAUCGAGAAAGCAAAUGAGCUUCUGAAGGCAUUACAUUUGGCAUUAGAGCCUGUCCCUGAGACGAAUCUGCACGUUGCCGACGAAGCUCUGUCAUUCGCGUUCAACAAUUUCUGCACCACCUUCCAUGCUUGGAAAAGCCGUGACUCGAGCUCACUGGUUGAGAUCAUGGUUAAACAAUUUGUGGAGCUGGACCUCAUCCUCCAAAGCACCAAGGAAGACGUUGCUGGAGGCGUCUCUGAUGACUAUGCAGAAGCCAUCCACAACAACCAAAUCCAGCUUCUAGCAAGACUGAAGAAAUUUGCUGGACCCGAUACUGCUUUAGCAAUGAUCCGCAAAGCAGUCAAAAAGGCCAGAAAGCAGCGUCUUGAAAGAACGCGAAACGAUUCCGAGGAGAACGUUCCGCGAUCUACCUCAGGGUCGAGCCAGAGUCUCGAUUUGAAAGCCACUUCCGCAUCUGGAUUCAAUACCACAUUCCGUGCCAGCAAGAGUGUAUCCUCGCAACUGACCAGUCUUGGCCGAGCCAUGACCAUUCUGCCCUCGAACCGCGAACUUUCUCACGAAAUUCAAAUUAAUGGCACGUAUCAAGUUCAACAGCAACCAUGGACAGACUCGCGUGCCCAUUUCAUAGAUACCCUUCAGGCAAGCAUGCGUCGUUCCAUGGCCUCAGAGGGCGAUGCAGCUGCAGCUGGUUGGACAUAUGCUAUGGCGGCCUUCAUCCGAGAGAAGCUGUUCACCCUUAUCACGAAGCAACAUCCUGUUUAUGAUCGGCUUGAUGGAUUUCUAGACCUAAAGCUCAUUAAGCAGACUGCCCUAGCGGGCAUGUUCUCGUAUUCUGAGUUUUUUGACACCAUAGCUCACAUUAUCGGUCAAUUAUGCUCGCCCGGACGAGACCAAGCUGUCAAAGAAUUUGCAGCGGACACAGAGAGCGAUAUCAUCACCCGUCUCUUUGCGUUGAUCAAAAUCAUUGAUUUGAUGAGGCUGGACCACGUGAAUUUCCAAUUUGCGCUUGCAAGUCAGGGAGUCACGGAGCAUGGUUGGCAACAUGAGUGCGAGAUGUUCAAACAAGAUUUAGAGAAUGGUGUACAUACUUUAGACAACCUUAAAAGAUGGUGGACGACCAGCCGAGCUGGUCUGGCUGCCGCUAUCGUAAAUGGCAACUUGGAUGCAGUACCCGGUGAUGCAACAUAUGCACGGGGUUUAGUCGACCUGGUCAUAUCCAACACCUCAUCCAACUACGACACACUCCCCGAGACUCUACGUCUGGACUGGCGAAGGCUCCUCGCCCUGCGAGCCAAAGUAUUCAAGAUGGUCGCCACCUCCUCCAUCCUCCUUACCACCAAGAUCCGCCUAAAGCGAAACAGACAGGAAAGCUGGACCAGUGACGCAGACCGAAUCAUGAACCUCCUUGACUCCCCAGACGCCGCAAAUGUGACCGCAGAGCGCAUCCUCGCCGCCCUCGAAUCCAGCCGCCGCAUCCCCGACGCAAUCCGAGAAGGUCUCCUCAACUUCAUCGGUCGCAUCUUACCCUCCGCGCUUGCGGCUUCCAAUGAAGCCGAGGAAGCAGAAAACGCACACUCACGCGCCGUUCAGGAGGGGAGGCCUUAUGACCCUGCAUUAUCGUCACCACCCUCAUCUUCCCCUUCACGUUCUAGCGUGCCAGCUAUUGGGGAAGCAUCAUUCACCGAACAAAUCAGCACCUUCAUCCUCAAGUCCCUGCGCGAACACAUCUUUGCCCGUCUCUCGGCAGCCAGUACGGCGGAGAAGGUUCGCGCGAAUACUCAGGCGGCGGAGCAGCUGAGUAAGAUGGGGAUGGGUGAGUUCGUGGCGGGUGUGCGGGGGGUUGUGGAUCUGUUGGAGAGGGUCAGGAAGGUUGACUUGCGGUGUCAUGGAGGGUGGUAUGAGGAGGUGGGGAGGGAGUAG
Messenger RNA from Endocarpon pusillum Z07020, 2874 nucleotides. RefSeq lists its product as uncharacterized. The transcript has a single exon. The coding region runs from base 1 to 2874 and encodes 957 amino acids. The record is from RefSeq and is a predicted model, not a curated record. Lineage: Eukaryota; Fungi; Ascomycota; Eurotiomycetes; Verrucariales; Verrucariaceae.